Messenger RNA from Rattus norvegicus (Norway rat), 3711 nucleotides. NCBI's taxonomy places the organism in Eukaryota, Metazoa, Chordata, Mammalia, Rodentia, Muridae. The record is from RefSeq and is a predicted model, not a curated record.
CAUCUUCAUCAACAACAGUCACAUUGCCAUCCAUGAACUACAGACAUCUUUCAUAUUGACAGCUGAUUUGGGGGAGCUCUUCUCCUUGACAGAAACCUAAUAUCUCCCAUAAGAAAAAUGGAGGAAAGAAACAUCAGCGAAAUGCUAAGAGUGGACUCAAAGAUCCUAAACAGCACAGCUGUGAAUGAAAGCGCCCCUGGAAUGUUCUUUUGUGUAGUAGUGUUUAAUAGAAUGAUUUUGCUUUCCUUCAUCGUUGCCCUAGUUGGGCUGGUUGGAAAUGCCACAGUGCUAUGGUUUCUGGGCUUCCAGAUGCCUAGGAAUGCCUUCUCUGUCUACAUCCUCAACCUGGCUGGUGCUGACUUUCUCUGCAUUUGCUUUCAUAUUGGACAUUAUUUAUAUAAUAUCUUGGACACUGAUUCCAUCCCCAUCGAAGUUCCUGCAUUUUUCACUGUUGUGAGAAACUUUGCUUAUCUUUGUGGCCUGAGCAUUCUUAGUGCCAUUAGCCUUGAACGCUGCCUGUCUGUCCUGUGGCCCAUCUGGUAUCGCUGCCAACGCCCAAGGCACACAUCAGUUGUCAUAUGUACCUUGCUUUGGGUCAUGUCCCUAGUCUUGAGCCUCUUGGAAGGAAAGGAAUGUGGUUUCAUAUUCAGUUUAAGUGGUUCUCAUUGGUGUCCGAUAUUUGAUUUUAUCACUACUGCAUGGUUAAUUAUUUUAUUUGUGCUUCUCUUGGUGUCCAGUCUGGCCUUGGUGAUUACUAUCUUCUGUGGCUUACACAGGAUUCCUGUGACCAGGCUGUGUGUGGCCAUUGUGUUAACAGUGAUGGUCUUCCUGCUCUUUGGUCUGCCCUAUGGGAUCUAUUGGUUCCUCUUAGAGUGGAUUGAGGGAUUUAAUUAUAUUUUUCUUUGUAGUUUUUAUUCAGUGGCAUUAUUUCUAUCCUGUGUUAAUGGCUGUGCCAACCCCAUCAUUUACUUCCUCGUAGGUGCCAUUAGGCAUCAUCGGUUCCAACGGAAGUCUCUCAAGCUACUUCUGCAGCAAGCCAUGCAAGACACUCCUGAGACAGAAGAAUGUAUAGAGAUGGGUUCCUCUGAAAGAUCUAGAGAGAUUAAAAACAGUCUGGAAGAGACUAAGAGCUGCUUUGAUCAGUCAUAAAUAGUUCUGAAGAGAACUAUGUCCUUAUCAGUUUGUGCCAUUUUCAUACCAUUGUUUAGUUGGUGACCCAAGGAAACUCAGUUGGGAAAGUAGUCAAUGUUGUAGAAGUUGAUUGAUAUUUGACUUGUUAUAAAUACUGAGUGCAGUAUUUUGCAGUUAUCUUGCUCAGGGCUUUCCCAACUUCUUUUGAUGUUACUUCUUGUAAAAUGUAUGGUGUCUAGGAGAGCUUUUGACCACAAUUGACAAAUCCCUUCUUUAGAAGAAGGCUGAAUGAAGUGCAGGAAAGAGUUGCAUUGCUUAACUUGAUAGUGGAUACAUUCAUGUUAUAGUUUGCAAAAUAGUAUCCUUUCUUUCUUCAGUGUUGAAGGGUAAAAUAGAUACGAUUUAUAGUCCCAGAUUUUACUAAUUUCUGUAGAUUUUAAUGAGUGUAUGGAGCAAUAGUCUUUUUAAUAUAAAUUUCUUAGUAAAAAAUACAUAUUCUCAAAAGAAGUCGUUAAAUCAUUAUUUACCCAGUGGAGUCCUCAUCUUCAAGUUCACUCAUGUUCAAAUUUCAGCAUUGGAAGAGUCCAGUCAGAUUUUAUAAUGAGAUCAAUCAGCAUCCAUAUGCACAGGGAAAUGGAGAAUGUCUGUCCUCUGUUUCCUUCACAGUGUACUACUUAGCAUCUCAUGGUUCAGUCUUGUCUUUGUCAUGAUUCUCCUACUCUCCUACUGUAUAAUCCCUCAAGUUUCCAAUGAGUUCCUCUAGCAUAGGCUCCCUUGAAAUCAAACUUAUUUUAAAUUUAUACCAUUUCCAGGAAUCCACAGCAUUUAUUAAUUAUGUAAAAUUUAGUAAAACUUUCUAUAAAAUAAUAUUUCUUUUGUAAAGCUGCAGUAUGUGAUAAUUCAAUUGCCCUACAAUUAAAAGAAUACAAUAUCAACAGACUAAAGUAAGCAAAUCAACAGAUUUUUUAUUUUUUCUGUUUUUUUGGAUAUUUUAUGUAUUUACAUUUCAAAUGUUAUCCCCUCCCCUGGUUCCCCACUCUACCAUCUCCUUCCCCUGUUUCUAUGAGGACGCUGCCCCUCCCACCCACUCAUUCCCACCUCAACAUCCUGGCAUGCCCCUACCCUGUCUUUAUUUUAACAGAAAAGGAUCAUAUGCUGUGUUUCCAUUUUAAUUAUUAACAAGGCUUUUUUUAAGUUCAAAAAAGAGAGGUGAGUAGUUUAAAGAAAGGCCUGAUGGGAAAUGGAAUAAAUGAGGUAUUGAUCCAGGAAAAGACAUCACCCAGCUAAGCUUUCAACUUACACAAAGGAAGUAGCUAAAGACUCUCUUAAAGAAAAUAAAUUAUUCAGAAAAUGAAAGCAAUAAAUCAAAGCUUAUGCAAAUGUAAUUCAAAAACGUGAAGCUGUACGAUCUGUGCCACUUUAUGUACCAAACAUGUACUUGUCAGUUUAAUAUUGAGCAGACUGCAGAAGUUGGCAGUAUCAGUCAUCUGGUUCUGGCAUCAAGAAGGAGGCAGGAGUGAUAGGGUUGUAGAAUCUUCCUCUAAGGUUAGGAAAAGUGAAGGAGACCAACCACAAAGCAGAAGUUCCUUGCACGGAGACCUGGAAAGGUCUGGAAACUGUGAAAAUGAAGCCUGAUUUACUGGAAGUGCCAAGAUAUUGGAGAUGCCAGAAAUAUGGGAUACCUGCCAAGAAGAGCUUUAUAGAGAGCAAAACCAGCACAAGAGAAAGAAGUGUAUUGCAGUAAAAAAGCGGAACAUUCACAAUAAUCUCAGCCUUUUGAUGGCAAAACAUGAAGUUACAGGAUUUAGGUUUUGCCCUGCUAGAUUUUGAUUUUGCUUGGCUCAAUAUUUCCUCACUAUGUCCCCAUUCCUCUCUUUUGGAAUGGAUGAUAAUGUAUGAUCUGUGCCUCUGUAUGUUGGAAAAAAAUGUGCUUUGCUAUUUGAUUUGACAAGGAGUUACAAUUACAAUUAUGAGAUUUCUUUGAGUCUUAUAAGAGACCUUUAAACUGUUUUGAGACUGUGAAAGACUGUAAGUACUUUUCAGGUUGGAAUUAAUGUGUUUUUACCUGUGGUAUAGUUACAAAAUUAUUUGGUACAAGGAUUGAAAUGUGAUGGUUUAUCCAAAAAUGUCUCAAUUUUGGAAUGCUUACUUCUAAGUAGGGAGAACUGUUUGGGAUGGAUUAAAAUGUUUGUCCUUGUUGGAGGAUAUCUUAUUAGGGGUAGUCUUUGAGGUUUCAAAAGCCAGUAUUAUUACCAGUUAGCACUUUAUCUGCAUCAAGCUUGAGGGUCACAUUUGAGCUUUCAGCAAAUGCCCCAGUGCCAUAUCAAUCUUGCCUGCUGUCAUGUUUCUAGUUAUGAUGAUCAUGGAUUAUACUCCAUGGAAAUUGUGAGUCUCCUUAUUGAAUAUGUUUUUUAUGAGUAGAUUUUGUCAUAGCAACAGCACUUUCUUUUACUUCAUAUUUUGUUAAUAUUUUUAAAACUAUAUGUUUUGCAUUCUAACAUAAAGACUUGAUGGAAACUACAUUUUUCCUUAUAUAUCCUAUAUAGAUACUGAGACUUUAAAAUAAAUUCUACUUCUAAA